Vigna angularis (adzuki bean) is the source of this 1733-nucleotide messenger RNA. Its product is annotated as glutamate receptor 2.8-like. Bases 83 to 1525 code for a protein of 480 amino acids. The record is from RefSeq and is a predicted model, not a curated record. Gene Ontology annotation, molecular function: glutamate-gated receptor activity. The transcript is spliced from 4 exons. NCBI's taxonomy places the organism in Eukaryota, Viridiplantae, Streptophyta, Magnoliopsida, Fabales, Fabaceae. Gene Ontology annotation, cellular component: plasma membrane.
UAAAGAGGAAGGAGUAAACAACAAUCUAUUGUUGUUGUUGUUGUUGUCAUGAUUAAAAGUGCUUGCUAGUAUUAACUACACGAUGUGUAAGUGCUUCUCGUCCCUUUUCUCUCUGUUUUUGAUUUUUUUGUUUGUGCUUCAACAAGCAUCAACGGGGAAUGCGUCAAAUGCAUCAUCAGAGUAUGAAGAGAUCAAGUUGAGAGUAGGGGUGCCCAGGAAAAAUGGUUUCCAACAAUUUGUGCAUGUAAUUGGGGAAACUUCUCAAGAAAAUUACAACAUAUCAGGAUAUUGCAUGGAGGUUUUCAAUGCCGUCAUAACCCAUUUACCGUUCAAUGUUUCUCUACAUGUUGAACCUCAUGAUAUUGACUCAAGUGAGGGUUCUGGAUACGACGCUCUUCUAAAACUAAUUCCGUCAAAGUAUGAUGUCGUGGUCGGAGAUAUAACCAUCCUAGCCAACCGUUCGAAGUUUGUUGAUUUCACAGUGCCUUAUACUGGAUCGGGAGUUAAAAUGGUAGUACCUGUUCGACAUGGGAGGGAUAAAAACAUGUGGACUUUUGUCAAACCCUUCAGUUGGGAUCUUUGGUUGAGCAUAAUCAUCAUCUCUACCUUCAUAGGGCUUGCCAUACUCAUCAUGGAAAGAAACGUAAACGCUCUGCCUAAUCAAGAGGGUUCUCCAAAUCAAAAAAAGUUUCACCCUGCUACCUUCUUAUGGUUUCCAAUCUCACAAGCCAUUCUUCCUGAAAUUUCAGGACAAGUAGUAGUAAAAAGCUGCUCAAGAUUUGUGCUGAUGGUUUGGCUUCUAUUGGCGUUCGUCCUCAUGCAAAGUUACACUGCGAACUUGACUUCUAUAUUGACCUUGGAUCAACUGCAGCCAAGCUUUCUCAACGUGAAUGACUUAAGAAAAGGGGGCUAUUACGUUGGAUACCAAACGGGGUCUUUCGUUCACGACGUGUUGGUUAAGCAAUUUAAGUUUGACCCUUCUAAACUGAAGCCAUACAACACCAGUUGCGAGUAUCACGAUGCUCUAAAGCAUGGAAGCCAAAAUGGGGGUGUUGCAGCUAUAUUCGAUGAAGUUCCCUACCUUAAAAUCUACCUUCAAGAAUACGGAUCCAAUUACAUUAUGUCUGGCCCCAAAUAUAGAAAUGCUGGGUUUGGUUUUGCACUCCCUUUAAACUCGAAUCUCACGGCGUACUUUUCGAGAGCCAUCUUGCAUGUGACUGAAAGUGAUUUGAUGAAUGAAAUUGAAGAAAAAUAUUUUGGGAAGAAUGAAGUUGGUGAACAAAACUCGUCUGAUGAAGCAUCUUCUGCUCCUCUAAGUCUCAGCUUUCAUAGCUUUGAGGGGCUGUUUUUGAUUACAGGAAUUUCAACUUUUUUUGCACUAUUGAUAUCAGAAAGUGUUUUAUGGCAAAAGCCCAUUUUGAUGGCUAAAGCAUUGAGUCGAAGGUAUUUGUCCUUCGUGGCGCCUACCACGGAAAUACGCGUUCAUCCAACUCAUGAUUCAACUCACGGUAUAGAGGUCGUUUAGAAGACCUUCUUAAAGAUACAUUGAUUCUUGCACAUGCAAAUUAAAUUUGUGUAUGUAUAGGUGUCACAGGAAAAGUCACGAGAGUUUUCUUUAUUUGUAUGUAUGUAUGUAUGUAUGACAAAAAUAGGAGGAACGAGUUCAUGUUUGAAUGUUUUUAGUUUAAGACUAACAUUCAUAAUCAUCGUACAACACUUAACUCUUUUGUAAA